Dibothriocephalus latus is the source of this 648-nucleotide messenger RNA. Lineage: Eukaryota; Metazoa; Platyhelminthes; Cestoda; Diphyllobothriidea; Diphyllobothriidae. The record is from the annotation of a GenBank genome assembly.
AUGGGUGAUUUUGAACCCUCCGAAUUGGGUACGAAGGCUUAUUGGGAGAGCCACUAUGAAAGGGAACUGCAGAACUUUGACGAAGCUGGUGAUGUAGGGGACAUCUGGUUUGGUCAACAGAGCGAAAAACGUGUGCUCAAAUACCUGUCUGACAUUGGCAUCCCGCCUGACUCGCGAAUUCUCGAUUGUGUCGAUGUCCUCUCCACGGGUUCUGUCACGAGGAAUCUUUUCAACGGCGAUGAGAAAGACCUGUUUGAUGUCGUAAUAGAUAAAGGCACCUUUGAUGCUAUUAGUCUAGCCCCACCCGAAUCUCCCACCGCCACGGAUGCGGCAGCCAAUCACGAGACGACAGUUCACUGUCAGCGUGCCGCCUCUAAGGGUCCUCGUCAGCUUUACCUAGUACAUAUCUACCAACUGAUGCGGUCCUCGGGCUACUGCGUUAUCACGUCGUGCAACUGGACAGCGGAGGAACUCCAACGAGAGUUUGAACAGCCACUGAGUGCGGAUCGAUCCUCCGAGUCCGCUGGCAACACGUCUCCACGUCCUCUCUUCUCCUACUCUCAUGCGCUUCCGCCUCUGCGAACAUUCACCUUUGGUGGAAAGACCGGAGCUGAUACAGUCUGCCUUGUCUUUAGGCCUGCCAAAUAA